AAGCUGCUCAGAGUUCUGAACCUUUCCAACUUACUAUUAGUAACAAGAUCGACUCAUCGCAUUUUAAUGGCACCCACUAUCAAGGUCGGAGAUACCAUCCCCAAGGGCGAGUUCGGAUAUAUUCCGUACGCCCCAGAGCUCGAUGAUCACUCUGCUUGCGGAAUGCCCAGCAAGCUCAGCACCGAUGAGUGGAAAGGAAAGAAGGUUGUCCUCUUCUCCGUCCCCGGCGCGUUUACUCCCACCUGUCACGUCAGCCAUCUCCCCGAGUACAUCCAAAAGUACGACGAGCUCAAGGCGAAGGGCGUCGACGUCAUCGCUGUGGUUGCCGCCAACGAUCUUUUCGUCAUGAGUGGUUGGGCACGUUUCGAAAAUCUCAAGGACAAGAUCCUCCCUCUCUCGGACGCCUAUGCGAAGUGGUCGGCCAGCCUCGGCUUGUCCCUAGAUCUCACUGACAAGGGCCUCGGUGUCCGCACUGCUCGCUAUGCGAUGAUUAUAGACGAUCUCGUGGUCAAAUACGUCGAGGUCGAACAGGGCGCGGGGGUCACUGUCAGCGGCGCAUCUGCAGUCCUUGCCGCUCUCUAGAGCACAUGUGUAAGAUAGAACAGAAGAACCGAAACAGGUACAAAGUUGAUGUACUAAGAGAAUACAAUCGAAUGUGUGUAUGAGAGAUAAGGGUAACAGAUGAAAGGCAAAUUAGACGUAGCAGGGAAAUCCAACUACGCCCACGGAUUAUCCUCCGAACCACUAGGAGUAAGCUGGGCAUGAGCCGGAGGUGUCUGAACUCGCGCAACCACAACCUCGGCAUCGUCGCCCUCCCGCACAGCUUCCGAAACUUUCUCGCCGAUAUCUAUCCUCGUCGGUGUGCUUGGCCGGGAACGCAUGUCCGUCACUUCGACUUCUCCUUCGACUCUGCGGCCAUGCGAGUCUUCCCGGACAAGGCCUUGCCGGUAGAUGUUUCUCAGCCCAGAGUUCCCGGGACUCUGGGGGUCUUCGACAACAAGAUCCACCGCAUCUGGCGGUAGAACUGAGUCAUGGCGGGAGCCGGGAGGACUGCCCGCGCUGGCAGCAGGUUUCGGAGCGCCGGAGUUUGUGCGAGAAGUGCUGGGUGCAUGCGUUUUGGUCCAUCGCAAACGGACAUUGACAUCAUCUGCUCCUUCCUGAUUCUGGCUCAGGCCUUCGCUGUGGUCGACCAGUCGUUCUCUGGAUGAAGUUGCGAGCGGAGACGAGGCAUUUGGACGGCUUCCAGUCUGGCCAACUGCACCGUAGCCGUUCCAACGAGGAUGCUGACGAGCAUCGAUAGAGGCCUGGACACCAGCAGGACCCCGGAUUGGAGAGAACCAAGCCCCACGUUCGUCUCUGAGUACGCGCUCUUCCUCGUCCCAGAUCUGCGUUCGAGCUUGCUCAGAGCUGACAUCAAUGACCGGGUAGUUAUAGUCGCCGAAGACGAAGCUGCGACUGACUCGGAACAGUUCUUCGUCCCCGAGUGCAUCUGCGUCUCCAAAUGGCAGCGAAUACCCGUCACCGUCGUCACUACUGGUCCAGAUGUUGUCUUCACUGUCAUGUUGAACCAAAUCGGGAGCGAGAGUGACCACGCGUUCCUCCUGCUGUGCCAUCAAUGGUGCAUGCACAUCAUCCAGACUGUCCCUUUGGCCAAUCAGACCGUCCACGAUACGACGCACACCUCCCCCUCCGACUUGGGUAUUCUCGGCAGGUUGUGGCAGCCAAUACUUGCGCCUCCCCCCAUCUGCGUAACGGAGGCCGGCCCGAAUUCUCCGGUCCCUCCCUUCGCCCUGGUGCAUAUAACCCUCGCUAGGCUCAAAAGCCCGGUAAUCCAUCCCUUCGCCCCGUAGCGUGGCUUUGCUGUCGGCAACGACGUCGAGCAUCCCACACGAAUCUCGCAUCGCAUAUAACAUUGGCAUCCGGGCGACAAAUGUUGCAUCUCGGUCAAUGAAAUCCGUGUGAGAAAACGCAUAUGCAUGGGCGAUGGCGAAAAGGGGCAUUUCGAUGCAGAUCAAGAGGUCAGUCAGGGCCAGCGCAAUGGUGUCCUCGUCCUCGUCUCGGGUAUACGGACCGAGGUGUUUGAUGGCGCCAGCAGAAACAAGGAUCGAGAUAAACAGCGCCUGCCAGAAGGAAAAGAACAAGAUUCCCUUAACACAAAGGAAUUUGGGCAUAGGCCUAUGAUCUCAAGUCCUCGUUUGUACACAUCCAGAAGACAGCCAGACAGUACAGGCUGAGGCAGAUGCUGGUAUUAUAUAUUACACUAAUGUAGAGGAAGCCAGAGUCCCAGCGCAGGUUGCCUUCGUUGUACUUGCCGGUCGCCUUGAGGAUCAUAGUGACGAUGGCAAGUAUGGGUUUGAUUUGAACAUAUUCUGUCCACACAUCAGAAUCAAUGCAAGCAAUGGCUUUACCACUACUGACGCAAAAUCCCCCGUUUGAGGAAUAGAAACAUGUACGGGUCGCUGACAUCGAUCUCCCGCUUCCAAAGACUGACGGGAAAAACAGGAUCCUUGGGUGGUCUUCCGUGCAUCAUGAUGAGGAGAGAGCGU
This is a messenger RNA of Mycena citricolor, 2546 nucleotides long. Lineage: Eukaryota; Fungi; Basidiomycota; Agaricomycetes; Agaricales; Mycenaceae. The record is from the annotation of a GenBank genome assembly.